Hippocampus comes (tiger tail seahorse) is the source of this 2951-nucleotide messenger RNA. It is a transcript of the gene terf2ip, whose product is annotated as telomeric repeat binding factor 2, interacting protein. Gene Ontology annotation, molecular function: telomeric repeat DNA binding. The transcript has 9 exons. Lineage: Eukaryota; Metazoa; Chordata; Actinopteri; Syngnathiformes; Syngnathidae. Gene Ontology annotation, biological process: protection from non-homologous end joining at telomere; telomere maintenance via telomere lengthening. The record is from RefSeq and is a predicted model, not a curated record. Gene Ontology annotation, cellular component: shelterin complex. Bases 94 to 2166 code for a protein of 690 amino acids.
AAAAGCAAAAAGAAGAAACGAAAGCAGUCGGCACACCCGGAAGUCUGUUUUGUUAUGGUCCUGUAGAGCGGGAAGCACGAUCGCAUAGACGGCAUGAUGGCGUCCAAAGGGCAAGACGUCACCCAGUGCAACAUCUCGCCGGUUCUCUUCAUGACUGUGGAAGGAGAGCCCAUGUCCUUCUAUUUGCGCCCGGGCCCCAUCAAGAAAGAGCUCCAGCCUCUCAUCACAGCUGGGGGAGGCACCAUGUGCAAUGUCCAGAAGCCUGGAUCCAUUUUGCUUAUUGACCCUGAGGAAAAAGGUGCGGUUAAUGAGAGCACAGCACAUCGGUACGUGUCGAUGCAGUACAUCCACGACUGUGUGGAGAAAGACGAGCAGCUGAACCUCGACGACUACAGAAUGAAAGCCGGAACAGGCCAAAAGCAUUCUCCAAAAUUUAACGAGGGCAAGAGAAUGUCUCCCGGUAAUUCAGGAGGCAGGCAGGCGUACAACCCCGGCGAAGACGCCGCUAUUCUGAAAUACGUCCACCUGCGAAAGUCAGAAGUUAAAGGCAACCGUCUCUGGCAGCAGAUGGAAAAAGAGCGCGUAACCACUCACAGUUGGCAGUCAAUGAAAGCCCGUUACAAAGAUUACCUGGUUCACAAACACACCGAAGACGUCGGGGUGGAAGAAGCAGCCGGAGAAGACGCGCAGGACAACGAAAAAGCUGAAGUGACAGACAGACUCGACUUUGAAGACGAAGCUGCUGAUCCUCAGACGGACUCGAAGCCACAAGACCCUCCAUCGCCUAACUCGGCUGAUGGUCAAACACAGAUUGACCUGCUCCCUGUCGCUGAAAAAGGAUCUUCGGGUGAUGCCCAAGCUCAAAUGUCCAACCCUCUCCAGCAAGAGGAGAAAAUAUUGAACCCGCCACAGGAUGAAAUCGAACCAGCAAUGAUUGCUGAAUCUGAAAUGUGCGACGCUUUGGAGACUGAGGAGAGCACCAAACCAGAAACAGACCAGCCACCCGCAAACACCUCGCCUCAGAGUGAAAAAGCACCUGAAAGCACAGAACCAGCCCAAAAAGAGCCCCAAAGCAAUGGCUCGACAAGUGAUGAUGACGUGCAGCCUUUGUGUGUGCGUCGCCGCUCAGUGCGCAAACGGUUAGAAGAGUCUGAGGAAGAGGAAGCAACAUACACCAGAAAGCUCCCCUCGUUAACAUCCUCAUCGUCGUCAAGAACUUCAGUCAGGCAACUGUCGUCCUCCCCUCCUACUCCCAUGAGAACCAGGUCAGCCUCGUCUUCUCUUCCAGAAGAGACCGGAGAGCAUGAGCCGCCUCCCAAGAGAGCAAAAGAAGAGACCGAAGCUGCCGAAGAGUACGAAACAGCCGUAGAAAAAGAAGAAGCAGAGAUUCGACAAGAGGAUGCCGUGCAGUCUGCUGCCUCACCACAAGCAGGUCCUGCUCAUGUCAACCAGCCGAAUGAGUCUGAGCCACAGCGAGCAGAGAGGAAGAAGAAGAAGAGCAGGAGGAAGCUGGGAAUAAUUGAGAGGGCCGCAAAGGAGUUUUUGAGGAGCUCCAGCUCCACUUCAGUCUCGAGCGACAGCGACAGUGCCAGUGAGCACUGGGAUGAUCCACUUGGGCCAAGAAGAAUCACAAGUCCUCUCACCAUCCCUCAGUCUGUUGAGGAUAUUUUCGAAACAGCGUCCGAAACCCCCCUGGUGGAACCAUUGGCCUCCGUGGCCAUCUCUACAGCCCGGGCCGAUCCGCGCCUUCCUGAACGAGAACCCGGCGAACAGAAGACCCCGCCAGAGGGCCGUCUGUCUCCGCGACCAAGCAGCGCUCUCGGAGUGGCAUCCAAAGUCCAAGUUGGUGGCAAGUCCCCGGAAAAAGACGUCAUCCCUCCAGAGCGUGCCCAAUUUGAGGAGGACAAGCGUUGUAUCAGAGAACUGAUGAAGCAGACAAACCAGGAUUUGGUGUCCGUGGUUAAAGCCUUGCUGAAGACCAGCGGUGACCUCUCCGCCGCCUCGCGCCUGCUUUCUGAUCCCAUGUCCUUCUGCGCACCGCUUUGGGACCGGCAAGAUGACCGCUUACUGCUGUCGGCCGACUCUGCUGCCCUCCAGCGGCUCCAGAGGAAACACGGUGAAGCUGCCGUGGCCAAGCGGAUGAUGUUCCUCAAGGUAGAGCGGUGAAAAUGGGGAAUGUUACUGUUUUUGUUUGGGUUUUUUUUUUUUUUUUUUUUUGCAUUCCCGAUCUGUUUGACAUUUCAUCAGAAUUGUUUACUUGACUGUUUUAAAGCGGUUUUAUUAAAUCAUUAAAUACUCUUCAUCAAACCAUAACUUUGUACUACUUUUGUCUCUUUAACAUGGUGGGAUAAUUUUUACUCAUUUAAGGGGGGGGACGGUUACCCUCACCACAAAUGCCACUCUGUGACCAUAUGCUUAGCAAACACAUUCCUGUUCCCUCUCCAUGUCUCCAAAGGUAGUACAUAGUAAUGGGGGAAAUAAAGCUUCAAAUGUGCUUCAUGAACCAAUUGUUUUUUUUUUCACUUGUCCAGAUGGUGGUGUUAGUUUAAACAAAGGGCAAAUGGCAAGUCAAUGUACUUUCACACCAAUGUUGAGCAGACAGUGUCAUCUCGAGGAGUCAAAAAAAUUCAACUGGUAACAUGAAGCAAAUUGGAAGCUUCAUUUUCUGUCACUAGUCGGAGUAGUUUUAGAUUACUUUUUUUGUAUUUUGGAACAGCAGUUAGUUCUCUGUGUUGUAUUCCAGUCAGGAAUAUUAGAAUGUUCAUUAAAACAUCAACUGUACAGUCAAUGUUUCCAAUGAGGAAGCCAUUUUACACACACAUAGGACAAGAGUUCAAGAAUUUUACCCCCUCACUCUUUAUUCAGUUUACAAUGACUACAUUCAUUAUUUCUGCCCCAGACCCACAUGAAUAUGUUAAUACUCCUUUUAAUAAAGAAGAAAAAAAAAAAAC